Angiostrongylus costaricensis is the source of this 996-nucleotide messenger RNA. NCBI's taxonomy places the organism in Eukaryota, Metazoa, Nematoda, Chromadorea, Rhabditida, Metastrongylidae. The record is from the annotation of a GenBank genome assembly.
AUGACAGUAACCAUCUCGAUUUUUGAUGAACACGCGUGCCUUCUUGCUAAGGCAUUGAAUGUGUUUUUGGCGUCUCAAAUGGACUUCGGACUGAAUUUGCUUCGUUGGGCCGCGAUAAACGAGUCGUUGGUUCUUUCACCAGCUUCCAUAAUCUUCGCCCUAACAGUAAUUCAAGCCGGUGCUAAUUGUAAAACGAAAGCUCAACUAAACAGUGUUCUAUGUAAAGGAGCAUCCGAUUUGGAGAUCCACCACCAUUAUUCAAAGUUAGCGAUGAAUAUUUCGGAAGCUAGACAUGGAGUUCAGAGCAUGAUAGCAAACGGAUUCUUUAUGGAGUAUGUUCUCGCGAUAUUUGGUUAUUUGAAUCUUCUACCAUCAUCGAAGAAACCUAGCAAACAUUUCACAAUCAUAAACGAGUAUCGAGAACUCAUCGAGAAGAACUACAACGCAAAAGUGGAAGCCUGUGAUUUUCAGUCACCUCACCGAGCAGCUAAGGUAGUUUAUAUGAGAAUUAGAGAAGCACAAAGACUCUAUGCUGAAAACGAGGACAUGAAGGUUUUGUCACUGCAAUAUAAGGACGCCAACUAUGCGUUCAGCAUUUUAUUACCCAAGAAAAGAUUCGGCCUUGAUGCGCUCCGUAACAAACUGAGCGGGGAAAAAAUUCUGAAGAUCCUUGCUGAAUUGAAGCUGGCCAAUGUAUCGAUUGAGUCGAAUUUCAUGUUAAAGCCAGCGCUGAUCUCAAUGAAUGUCACAGAAAUUUUUACCAAAAAUGCCGAUCUUACCGGUACCGUGAGGCCGCCUCAUCUAUACAUUUCGGAUGCUAAUCACAGAGCAAUCAUUGAGAUGGACGAGGAAUCAACCACAGCAGCAGCUGCGACUAACAGCAAGGUGUCAUACAAAAGCCUUAAAUCUGAACUUAAAGCGUUCCUCGCCAAUCAUCCAUUCAUCUUUGUCGUCACAAUGUCAUCCCACCCACUUUUCAUGGGACAAUUCACAUGA